Bufo bufo (common toad) is the source of this 1945-nucleotide messenger RNA. RefSeq names its product asparaginyl-tRNA synthetase 1 (gene NARS1). The record is from RefSeq and is a predicted model, not a curated record. Gene Ontology annotation, molecular function: asparagine-tRNA ligase activity; nucleic acid binding; ATP binding. Gene Ontology annotation, cellular component: cytoplasm. Gene Ontology annotation, biological process: asparaginyl-tRNA aminoacylation. NCBI's taxonomy places the organism in Eukaryota, Metazoa, Chordata, Amphibia, Anura, Bufonidae. The transcript is spliced from 16 exons. Bases 16 to 1713 code for a protein of 565 amino acids.
GACAGUGUGUGAAACAUGGAGGAGAUCACUGGAGGCACAGCACAGCUCCGGAUAGAUGUCAGAGGGGUGGUCAUAGAAGAGAUGUACAUUUCUGACAAAGAAGGAGAUGAUGCCACUGGAGACGGAACCAAGGAGAAACCAUUUAAGACAGUCCUUACGGCUAUGCUGACGGUGGGGAAAGAGCCGUUCCCAGUCUUCUACGUGGACUCGCAGAAGGAGAAUGAGAGAUGGGAUGUGAUCUCCAAGACGCAGCUGAAGAACGUGAAGAAGCUCUGGAACCGGGAACAAGUGAAGAAUGAGGCCAAGGAAAAGAGAGAGGCAGAAGACAACCUGAGACGUGAGAAGAAUUUGGAAGAAGCCAAAAAAAUAAUCAUCCAAAAUGACCCCAACCUCCCCGAACCUGUCACUGCAAAAAUCCGGGAGCUGGAAGCGUACCGCGGGCAGAGAGUCCGAGUGUUUGGCUGGGUCCACAGGAUGCGCAGGCAAGGAAAAACCUUAAUGUUCAUAGUCCUAAGAGAUGGGACCGGAUUCCUUCAAUGUGUCCUCAGCGAAAAACUGUGCCAGUGCUACAAUGGGCUGGUCCUCUCCACUGAAAGCACGGUGGCUGUGUACGGGACCCUGAACCUGGUGCCAGAAGGAAAACAGGCCCCGGGGGGACACGAGCUGUUCUGUGACUACUGGGAACUUAUUGGUUUGGCCCCGGCGGGUGGAGCUGAUAACUUGAUCAAUGAAGAAUCUGAUGUGGACGUCCAACUGAACAACCGUCACAUGAUGAUCAGAGGAGAGAACAUGUCUAAGAUCUUCAAGAUUCGCUCCAGCGUCGUCAACUGCUUCCGCAACCACUUCUUUGACAGAGGUUACUAUGAGGUGACGCCCCCGACCCUGGUGCAGACGCAGGUAGAAGGAGGGUCCACCCUGUUCAAGCUGGAUUACUUUGGAGAAGAGGCGUUUUUAACGCAGUCCUCUCAGCUCUAUCUGGAGACCUGUAUUCCCGCGCUGGGAGACACGUUCUGCAUCGCUCAGUCCUAUCGAGCCGAACAGUCAAGGACCCGGCGACAUUUAGCCGAGUAUACGCACAUAGAGGCUGAAUGUCCUUUCAUAUCCUUUGAUGAUAUGCUGAACCGCCUGGAAGACUUGGUUUGUGAUGUGGUGGACAGAGUGCUGAAAUCUCCGAUGGCACAGCUGGUGAAGGAGCUGCACCCGGAGUUCAAACCACCAAAACGCCCCUUCAAGAGGAUGGACUACUCUGAGGCCAUCUACUGGUUGAAGGAACAUGAUGUGAAGAAGGAUGAUGGAACCUAUUAUGAGUUUGGGGAGGAUAUCCCAGAAGCCCCAGAGAGGCUGAUGACAGACGCCAUCAAUGAGCCAAUCUUGCUUUGCCGCUUCCCAGCUGAGAUCAAGUCUUUCUACAUGCAGCGCUGUGCCGAGGAUAAGCGUCUCACCGAAUCUGUGGACGUGCUCAUGCCUAAUGUCGGAGAGAUUGUGGGAGGCUCAAUGCGUAUCUGGGAUAGCGAGGAACUUUUGGAGGGAUACAAGAAAGAAGGGAUAGACUCAACCCCCUACUACUGGUAUACAGAUCAGCGGAAGUACGGCGCGUGUCCUCACGGGGGCUACGGGUUGGGUCUGGAGAGAUUCCUCACCUGGAUCCUCAACAGGCACCACAUCCGGGACGUCUGCCUGUACCCACGAUUCGUUCAGCGUUGUACGCCUUAACCCCCCCUUCCGGAGACCACUGUUCCCUGGUAGAGGGAUUCCCCAUCUUGUGUUGUGGAAAAGAUCACCUACCUAUCUACCUGCUGCUGCUUUUAUCAGGACAUUUCCAGAAUCAACCUGUUAUUGGUUUGGAAUCUCAUCGUUCAAUCGUUCAAUGCUGUUUAAUAUUUCACCUGUCGGCAACUUUCCGGUGACCGGUUAUCUAAAUCGGCCAGUAAAAAGAUGUACAUUC